Leishmania mexicana MHOM/GT/2001/U1103 is the source of this 2592-nucleotide messenger RNA. RefSeq lists its product as hypothetical. The record is from RefSeq and is a predicted model, not a curated record. NCBI's taxonomy places the organism in Eukaryota, Euglenozoa, Kinetoplastea, Trypanosomatida, Trypanosomatidae. The coding region runs from base 1 to 2592 and encodes 863 amino acids. The transcript has a single exon.
AUGUCUGCCGUCAGCCCGUCCAGCAGCGGGCAAGUGACGUCGCCGACGGCUUUCAUCGCCACACCAUCCGGCUUCAACCCCAGCGGCUCUGCCUCGUCCUUCGUCAAGGUGUACUGCGGCAGCGAUGAGUGUGUUCCGCUCAGCAAGCAGUGCACUAGCGACGUCUUCCAGGGCGUCCUCUCCGACCUUGCAAACCGCGUCAGGAAGCACGAGACCCAGGGUCAGGGCAGUCGCAGUCACCGCGUGAAAACUGUCGGAAAUGCCGCCGGGACAGGCAGGACAGCCUCGGCUGUGGGGACUGUAGCUGGAAGCGGCGGCAGCGACGGCAAGGGCGAGUCGACGCCGCCGGCCUCGGAAGAUCGUGUGGGUGCUGGGGGGACCCGUGGCAGAGUGGUGAAGGGAGGCGGUGCUGGUACGAAAAAGAGGCCAUCUGCGCCGCCGCUGUCUACGUCGUCGCCGCUUCUGCCAGCAUCGAAGGGUGUUGCCCCGGCUGCGCCAUCCACAGAGUCCUUCUCCUCCAACGACACCUUACCCACCACCACUGAUAGAGCCGCUGCGUCGGUAGGUGUCCAGCUUGCAGGUGAGAGUGGUGCUCGUGUGGCAUGUGAUGUCGUGUACCGCCGGGCGGAGCUGCUACCGCUCAGUUUUGUGCGUGACAUCGCAUCGAACAGCAGGGUGACGGCACUGUACAAGCAACACCUUCAGCUUCAAGAGGAGCUCCAGCGCCAUCGCCUCGAGCAACAGCAGCUACAGCAGGAGUGGGGGGAGGAGGAGGAUGACGACGCUGCUGCCUCCGUCACGGCUGCCAAGGCGGCGAAAAACGACGCCGCAGAUGCCGCAAGCACCCAGAGCACUGCGGGUCAUGCGGGUGGGAAGGGGGAGAAGACACCGGGCAGCAAGCCCACUCCUCGACGGCGCGCGAUGCCAAGCGUGAACCGAGGCGGUGGGACCGUCUCUGGAAGCUGCGCUUCAUCUUCUGUUAGCUCCGCUGCAACUUCGGCGGUCGCUGCGACGGCGCUGGCUGCCCAGAUUCGCACACAGCUGUGGACCGCUUUGCGGAACACGAUCCCCUUCUUCGGCGUGCUGACGAUGCCCGCUCACACACCCAUGGAACCCCUUAUCAGCCUGCCAGCAUCGGGAUCAAGUGGUGCGAGCACCCCCGCUGCGAGGGCCGCGGCAGCGACAACGGCGCCGCUGGCAGCAGGUGUGGCGUCCGCGGCUACGGCCGUCUGUAGCGGUUCUUAUGUGCUGCUGGGGUGUCGUGAGCGACCGCGCGAAGAAACAGUUUUGGCCGACGCAACACCGGUGGCUUCCCAAGCGGGGCGAUGCACGCCCGGGGAUCUGUCCGUCAUCGGCGGAGUUGCUGCGUGUCCAAGCAUGUCUGCUGUGGAGCGGCUGGUGGAGCGGGCCCACGAGGCAUCGGUGACGCGGCUUCCGCCCCUCAGUGGCGACGCGCUGCUUCGCAUCAACACCGGCACCGCUGCAUCCGGGGGCAACAGCGAAGGCACAAAGCGGUCACCGCGAAGGCAGCGCAUGCACCCGAGGGAUCUGCAGGCGCAGAUGUCGCAGCAGUCGCUGCCGUUGCGGUGCACGCUGCACCCCACCACCAACCGUGUCGUGCCGAUGCUGCCUCCGCUUCCAGAUGACAUUGCGGCCGGCUACGGCGCUGGGAGGCUGGUGACGAAGUCGCUCGGCCAAUCUGUUUCGGAUCACAGCGGAGACGCGGACGACUCCGCGACGCCGUCGGAAACUCGUGUCAGCAGGAUCGCCGCUAACAGCCGCGACUGCGGUCACCCCGAUCGAGCGCAACGACGCUCCUUAGAUGAGCCCACCGACGGCUUUGUGAGUGCAGUGACGGGCCCUGAGACUGCUGGGCUGAGACGACCACUGUCGAACGGUAAGGGCGCGCCGUCGACGGGGCUUGGGAAGGGCAGCACCAGGGCUGGGGCGCCCUCCAACAAAGUCGGCGAGGAGGCAAGUUUAAUGAGCGCACAGGAGCCGCCGAAGGCUGCUGGCGCUUCACAUGGCCCUACCUCUCCAUCUACUGUGGUGCAUGCGAGUUCGGCCCUGGGGCCGGGUGGCGGCACACACAGGGACGGUGACGGACCCGGAAAAGGAAUGGAAUCAGGUGUACCCCUCUCCGCAGCCGCCAUCGCCCGCCUCACGCCUUCCACUCGGUUUAUGGUACAGCUGUCCAGCUGCACCGUAACCUUGACUACACAGACGCGGAAGGGAGCGGGGACGAACGCCGGUGACGCCACAUCCGCCAACACCAUUGGCGCGGCAAACAGCAUCAGCGGUACCGGUCGGAGCCUCGCCGGCUGUGGUGAGACCUACACCUAUGCAGACGAGCUUACCCUCGUGUUUGACGGGCUGGAUGUGCUUUGGCACGGACCCAGUGGCGAGGAGGCGUUACUGCAGUGGGUGCUGGACGAGUACUCUGUUCUACUAAAGCAGCGCAUGGCGGUCGCCAUGGCGCAGUGGACGUCGAUGGUGCACGCCAGUGACACCAGCACUGGCGCCGCCGGCGAGUCCUCCUCCAAGGGGAACAAGAUGCGGCGCCAACUACCGAGCGAGCGUGUACAGGCGUAG